AUGAUCGUUGCCGGAAGUCAUGAAAAAGGCGAUGCCACUAAUCAACUCUUUUGGCCCUACGGUCUCUUCGUUGAUGUUGAUCAGACGAUGAUCGUCGCUGACUACAGCAAUCAUCGUAUCAUUCGAUGGAAGAUGGGUGAUACGAAUGGACAAGUGGUAGCUGGCGGUCAUGGUCGAGGAAAGCGACUGGAUCAACUAGAUGGUCCAACUGAUGUCAUGAUCGACAAAGGGACAGAUAGUCUGAUUAUCUGUGAUUACGAUAACCGACGAGUCUUACGCUGGUCUCUUCGUAGUGGCACUACUGAAGGCGAAAUUAUACUCGACAAUAUCCGUUGUUGUGGAUUGGCCAUGGAUGAUCAGAGAUAUCUCUACAUCUCUGACACCGACAAACAUGAAAUAAAACGAUAUCAGCUGGGAGACCAACAUGAAACUGUGGUGGCCGGUGGCUAUGGCAAAGGUGAUGGUCUUAAUCAACUCAACUGGCCAACCUACCUCUUUGUCGAUCGACAACAGACUAUCUACGUGUCGGACAACGGCAAUCAACGUGUGAUGAAAUGGAAUAAAGGUGCGAAAGAAGGGAUUAUUGUCGCUGGAGGUCAAGGCAAAGGAGAAGCUCUGACCCAAUUGUCAGCUCCUAACGGACUAUUCGUCGAUGCUUUUGAUACCCUCUAUGUGACAGAGUGGGAGAAUCAUAGGGUAAUGCGUUGGCCUAAAGGAGCAAAACAGGGCACCGUCGUUGUGGGUGGAAAUGGUCAAGGAAAAGGAGCAAAUCAGUUGGCCUAUCCGACGAAUUUGUCCUUCGAUCGAUAUGGUCAUCUCUAUGUCGUUGAUUGUGGGAACCAUCGAGUGCAACGAUUUUCUGUCGAAUAG
Messenger RNA from Rotaria sp. Silwood2, 870 nucleotides. The record is from the annotation of a GenBank genome assembly. Lineage: Eukaryota; Metazoa; Rotifera; Eurotatoria; Philodinida; Philodinidae.